This is a messenger RNA of Bactrocera tryoni, 798 nucleotides long. Its product is annotated as zinc finger BED domain-containing protein 4-like. The transcript has 3 exons. The record is from RefSeq and is a predicted model, not a curated record. The coding region runs from base 1 to 798 and encodes 265 amino acids. Lineage: Eukaryota; Metazoa; Arthropoda; Insecta; Diptera; Tephritidae.
AUGCUGCUGAACACUUGCGACGAAUGGAGUAUUGACAAAGACCAAAUUUCGGCUGUGGUGACGGGCAAUGCACCAAAUAUGGUGAAAGCUGUAGAGCUAGCCUUUGAACAAUGCAAACCACUACGCGAGUUAAUAAGCAAAGUCAAAGAUGUUGUGACGUGGUUUAAACAGAGCAACAUAGCAAGCAACGAACUCCCUAUGCUGCAUGCGUCAGAACUUGCACAUCUAAGUUCAGUUCUACAGGUACUACGUCCAAUAGAAGCUGCUACGAAGGAGGUCACAGGUGAUAAGUAUUGCACUAGCAGCAAAGUAAUACCACUUAUUCAUUGCCUCGUUUUAAAAAUUAAGCCUCUGAGCUUCGACGACUCGAUUGCCAAAGAGCUACAGUCUCUGGUUCUUAAGGAGAUUCAGAAGAGAAUGGGUGUCAUCGAAAACGUAACUCCCCUGGCUAUAGCCACGGUAUUGGACCCCAGAUUCAAGAAAAUGCAUUUUACGGAUCCGCUUGCAUGCUCUGCUGCUGUAGGAAAAAUAAAAGAUCUCAUGAAAGCCGCAGCCCACAACACGACCAAAGAUUCGGAGUCAUCGGAACUUUCUGAUAAAAAUGAGGAUAACUAUUCAUUGUGGGAGGACCACCACAAGCUAGUCCAUAAAAGUUGGAAAUUGUCAAGGCCGAUGACACUAUUUCUGAUGAGCUGGCCAUAUAUCUACGUUGCCCAGUGGGUAGACUCACUGAAACCCAUUGGAAAUUUGGAAGGACUUGGAGAUACAGCUCCCCUGAUUGAAGCCAAUCGCAUAUAA